Messenger RNA from Sphenostylis stenocarpa, 1008 nucleotides. NCBI's taxonomy places the organism in Eukaryota, Viridiplantae, Streptophyta, Magnoliopsida, Fabales, Fabaceae. The record is from the annotation of a GenBank genome assembly.
AUGUCUAUAAAUGGAAUCAUUGUCACAGAUGUCAUUUUGGAGGGUUGGAUCUGUGCUCAUAUGAACUUUCUGGCGAGAUUGAAUAAAGUUAAACUUUUAGAAGCCAUGGCAAUAUUUUUUGAAAGAUCUAGUAGAUCUGGCAAUGACGAGAUGCAUGUAACUGGAGAAGUUGUUCGAAGAUGUGGACUUUGUCAAGAAUCAGACAUGGUGCUUAGGAAAAAUCGAGAUGGCAAUUUUAUGGUUGGAUGUUUGGGUUACCCUCAGUGUAGAAAUGCUGUUUGGCUCCCUGGAUCACUAUCAGAAGCAGUUGUGACCACCAAUACAUGCAAUAUUUGUACUCCUGGUCCUGUUUACUUAAUUCAGUUCAAGUUUAGGCAGCUCGAAAUUCCACCAAACUACAGUGCCAAUCAUUUGGGUUGCAUUGGUGGCUGUGAUGAGAUUCUGGCACAGUUGACAGAAAUAUGUGGUAGGGGCUCUCGCAUGCCAGCAAGACCUCGAGGUCCAACUGCACCAACCAGCAAUGUCCAUCAUACAAACCCCAGGCAAGGAGCUUGCGUGAACUGUCAAGAAACAGGACAUUCUUCUUAUGACUGUCCUUUACGUACUGGGAAUGUUCGACAGCGUGGAAUGAGUGAAAAUAAUGGGGAAGCUUCUGUUUCAUGCAAUUCGUGUGGAACACCAUGUGUUUUGAGAACUGCGAAUACUGCAAAUAACAGGGGAAGGAAGUUCUAUUCAUGUCAAUCACAGGAAUGCAACUUUUUUGUGUGGGAGGAUAGCCUCAAUGAUGCCACUGGAGGCAGAAGUGCCACACGUUCAAAUAGUAUUCCAUCCUCCAAUUCUAGACAAAGUGGUGGACGUGGAUCUCGUGGUAGAGGUGGCCGGACUGGAGCUAAUACCGCUAGCACAACAUUUGUGUCAGCGACCGGAGAUCCUAUUUCUGGUAGAAGAUGUUUUAGGUGUGGUGAUCCAUCUCACUUUGCAAAUGUCUGUCCCAAUCGUGGUGUCUGA